AAGGUUUUAAUUACGGUUGCAUUAUAAAAUGGUGGACAAGGGUUGGGUGCACCUUUGCAGAGUUGAUCCUGCUUAUGAGAGAGGGGCUGCAAACUUUGUACGGACUGUGGCUGCGGCAAUGGGAGACGUUGAUAUGAUUGUAUGUCCUUGCAUUGAUUGUCGUAAUAUAGAUCGUCACUCAGCCAGUGUUGUAGUUGAUCAUCUUGUAACAAGGGGAAUGGACGAGCCUUACAAGAUGCGGUCUGAUUGGUAUCAUCAUGGAGAAUUGAAUCCAGUGGUUGGAGGUGAAAGCAAUCAAAAUCAGUGGCAUGAUGAAAUUGUUGGGUUAUAUGAAGCAGCUGAAUAUUUGGAUGAAGAGUUUGCUUCCAAAGUUGAGAUUGCAGAGGAUGAAGAGUACCAAAAGGUUACAGUGCUUAAGCAGAUGGGAUGCUUGUGGAGGUCCUGGAAAUCAAGGCAAGUUACAAACAUUAGAGAAGCUAAGACUAACCAAGAGAGGAUGAACAUGCGACCUAAAAAUAUUUCUCCAUUUGAUUGGCGUAAAUUUGUGAAGCUCAAAACUAGCAAAGAAUUUAAGGUUGUAAGCGAUAGCUACAAGGAAAGAAGGCGCAAUCAGAUUCCACACACUUGUAGUCGCAGGGGAAUGGUUAGACUAGCAGAAGAUAUGAAAACUGCUAGUGUAGACCCAUCUGAAGUGACACGCCUAAAGGUUUGGGUUAAGUCACGUACUAAGAAAGAUGGUACACCAGUGAAUACGAAUGCUGCUGAAAAGAUUAAAAAGGCAGAGGAGAUUGUUAACAGUGAUAAUCCAUCACAUGCAACAAAUGAAGCACAAGAUUCACUAAGCCAACUGUUAGGGCCUGACAAUCCUGGUAGAAUGAGAGCAAUGGGUCGCAAUAUGAAUAAGACCAAGUUAGCUUGUUUCCAAGUGAAGCACAAGUGUAUGGCUGAAAUGCAAGAGAAUCAGCUUCAUCUCCAGAAGAAGGUCAAUGAGCUACAAGAUGUAAUUGAGAAAAUGAAGAACCAGAGACAAUCACCUGAAGUAGGUGAAAACUCAGCUGCAAGAAGUGUGAACAAAAAAUCACAACCAAAAUGUGUCUUACUUGAUUGGGCUGGUUCUGAUGUAAAAGUUGCUGAGGGAUGUAUUAUUUCUUCUGAUCCGGGUGAAUUAGUUAAUGAUUGUCGCUUAGGCCCUACGGAUGUUAAAGUCUUGAUUGACACUGCUAUUGAACCAGAAGCAUUCUUUUGGAGACCUGCGGCUAACAUGUUCACCAUUGAGAAAGCUGUUGGACAUAUGAUUGCAUGGCCUGCUGCUAUGUGUGUUAACCUAGAAGAGGAUCUCCAACAAGAAGACAUUGAAGGCCAGGGACCAAGACCUAACUCUGUGAACAAAUGCAAACUACUGGAUUUGUCUUCAAAUGAGAUUGUUGUUGCAGAAGGACGUUGGCAGACACAAGAACAAAACGCAUUAGUCAAUGGGCUUCCUCUCGGACCAGCAGCAUCUUAUGUAGCAUGGCCUGUCCACAAAGUGAUCUUUGAAAACCCUACAGAUGCAACAUGUCAGAAAUCUCCACUUCAGACUUCUGCUGCAAGAGGAAAAUCACCAUUGGAAGCAGCAGCAUCAGUAGGAAAAUCAGCAGCAUCAGAGAAAGCAGCAGCAUCAGGGAAAGCAGCAGCAUCAGGGAAAGCAGCAGCAUCAGGUACAAAAUCCGUUGCAACAGUUUCAAAAGCUCUAGCUGAGAAGUCCACAGCUACAGGUUCAAAGUCUCCUGUCAAGAAAAGUCAGCUGCUGGAUUCACAACUCCCUCUAAGAAGAUCUCCGCGUAAAAGUGUAGCUGAAGUUAUCAAGGCCAAUCAGAAGUGUAAGUUAAUGGAUAUUAGUGGAAAGAAGCAGGUGGUUGCUGAAGGACGUGUGCAUUCAAUCGACCCAGACCUAAAGGUACACCAUGUUCGAUUGGGGUCUAAUGCAGCUAGAGUUUGGGUGGAUGUAGUGAAAAUAGAUGAUGCAGCAGUUUGGAGGCCAUCAGAUGAAAUCGAGUAUAUGAGAGAUUCACUUGGUUCAGCUAUUGCAUGGCCAAUGGAUAAGUUGGUCAUCUAUUGAGUUUAAGAAUAAACUGGGGGAAUGAAGACACUUUGGUCCA
This is a messenger RNA of Arabidopsis arenosa, 2138 nucleotides long. The record is from the annotation of a GenBank genome assembly. NCBI's taxonomy places the organism in Eukaryota, Viridiplantae, Streptophyta, Magnoliopsida, Brassicales, Brassicaceae.